Dunckerocampus dactyliophorus (ringed pipefish) is the source of this 2000-nucleotide messenger RNA. RefSeq names its product lens fiber major intrinsic protein-like. The transcript has 4 exons. NCBI's taxonomy places the organism in Eukaryota, Metazoa, Chordata, Actinopteri, Syngnathiformes, Syngnathidae. Gene Ontology annotation, cellular component: plasma membrane. The record is from RefSeq and is a predicted model, not a curated record. The coding region runs from base 322 to 1113 and encodes 263 amino acids. Gene Ontology annotation, biological process: transmembrane transport. Gene Ontology annotation, molecular function: water channel activity.
GUCUGGCCCUCUCUGCUCCGUCAGAGCUCAAGGUUUAUCGGACACCGUACCACUCCAUCCCUCAAUCUCGACACUUCUUCACAGUUGGCGCCCACCUGCGUUCUCCACACACACACACCUGACACCUAUGUCUUUGCAACAGGUGGACGCAGGUGGCAAGCGAGCACAGCAGCGUCACACCACUUGCUGAAGAUCCCUCCAGUGGAUUUUCCCAAUUCCGCUUUCAUUUUUGAGCUGACUUGAGGAGGACUGAAGAGGUUCAAGCUUCGUUUUCACUGCUGCCGUCUUCUUCUGGUGGAGAGCCUCAGCUAAAUCGCAACCAUGUGGGAGUUCCGCUCCAUGAGUUUUUGGCGGGCAGUCUUUGCAGAGUUCUUCGGGACCAUGUUUUUUGUAUUUUUUGGCAUGGGUGCCGCCCUCCGUUGGAGCGCCGGGCCUCAUCAUAUCCUACAUGUGGCCUUGUGUUUCGGACUGGCAGCUGCCACCCUCAUCCAGUCCAUCGGCCACAUCAGCGGCGGCCAUAUUAACCCUGCCGUUACCUUCGCCUACCUUGUCGGGGCGCAGCUGUCUCUUUUCCGCGCCUUUUUCUACAUCAUCGCCCAGUGCCUCGGCGCUGUCGCUGGGGCCGCUGUGCUGUACGGGGUCACGCCUGGCAACAUGAGGGGCAACAUGGCAUUGAAUACGCUGCAGCCUGGCAUCAGUCUGGGAAUGGCCACCACUGUGGAGGUGUUCCUUACCAUACAGCUCGUGGUGUGCAUCUUCGCUGUGACGGAUGAGAGGAGAAAUGGCCGCCUGGGUUCCGCCGCACUCUCGAUCGGCUUCUCCAUCACCAUCGGACAUCUCAUGGGGAUGUACUACACAGGUGCUGGCAUGAACCCUGCCAGGUCCUUCGCGCCUGCGGUGCUGUUCAGAAACUUCCUCAACCACUGGGUUUACUGGGUUGGACCCAUGAUCGGCGCUGCCGUGGGUGCCAUCUUGUACGACUUCAUGCUGUUCCCACGUAUGAGGGGUCUUUCCGAACGCCUGGCCAUGCUGAAGGGCACUCAGCCCCCGGAGAGGGAGAACCAGCAGGACGCCCGCGGGGAGCCCAUCGAGCUCAAGACACAAGCCUUGUAAACCUGCCCUCUCGACACGCGAGGGACAAGACCCUGCACCGUUGCUCCCCAUUAAGCCUUCACUCAUCAUCACACAAGACUUACAUAAAGACUGAGAACACAACAGUCAGGUCCACAACAAGAGUUCUCCUCCCAUCCCAGACCAUACUCUGUGUUCAGACUUGGUGAUAAAGGCUGCUUCUGUGAUGUAGAGGAACAUGCAAACUGGCAGAGAGGUUUUGGGAGUGGGUGGUGUUGGAAUAGGGUGGGGUAGGACGCAGGGUGAUAGGUCACUGUGGGUUUGUUUUCUGGUUAGACCAGUGAAGAUGGUUUCCUAUACGCAUCACAUUUAUAAUCUCCAUUUUCGUUUUUUUUUUUAAGUUUUAUUUUCAUUUCUGCACUUCAGACGCAAGACGUGGAUGUAUGAUUCAAUUUGACCAGGAUUUUUCAAAUAGCUACAUUUUAUCUGUGCGUGUGUGAGAGACGGCAUUGUUGGUUGCAUGAGAGUAAACGUGUGUGUGUGUGUGUGCGUGUGUGUCUUUGCAGGAGUGUGUGUGUGUGCGUGUGUGAGAUGACGAUUGCUGAUGCAUCAUUUUUUUUUCAUUGCAGCUCUUCUGUUUUGUACCAAUCACCUUUUUCGUCAUCAUGUUUUUAAGACACGACCAUCUCCCCUCACUGUGAUAUUUGCUAUGAUAUGGAAUUUUUACAUAAACCAUCGCUUUUUUUCCUGUGAGCCAGCGCAAGCAAACAAAAUGUUGAAUUAGUCAAUUGGAGAAACGUGAGGUCUCGUCACUGGAGACCAGCUGUUGACAGCUUCAGAUUGAGUCUAUUGCUAUUUUUUCAUCCCCUUACUGGGAUUAAAAAAACGGUUUCAAUAAAAUUUCAGUUAUAAUAAAUAUGCAAGUAUGA